CGGCGCUUUAAUGUCAGUCGGAGAACGCGCACCAUUGCAGUCUUUUCGCAUUCUCGCAGAGUUCACUGUAUCAGCUUGAGGAUCCAGCGCGUAAGCUGGCUGGUACAGUGUCAGACAUUACCAAGGACGCGACGCUGCAAGAUUUGGCCCGCGAUUGCCAAGGCUAAGUGUUCUCACCAGGCCGGAACCACGCGGGAUAAGCUUUUCAAGUCGACCUAUGAAUUUCGAUGCUCGGAACCUGUUACAAUCCAUCAUGCCCUGGCCGUUCUCCGUGUAGUUCCAGCAGCGUGGGCCAGUCCUGUAUCGUCGCCUUUUCUCAGGCUAACCAAGACCGGUCUAGAUCUUAUCGAGGGCAGCCUUCAUCUGUUCUUUGAUAUCUUGAUCCUUUGGAAACGAUUCGAACCGGCGAAAGCAUACCGUGCAUGUACCUCGAGCGACUGAAGUAGUACGGGUCGAGAGCUCGAGGGAACCAGCUCUGGAAGGCGCUGAAGGCGCUUACAAUGCACGGUCCACGGGGUUCGGCUCUCGCUUUGACCGAAGCUUGCCCGAAACUCAACAUCCAGCGUCCCGCCAUGAAGCUCCCAUGCACUCCGCACACCUGAAGCUUGAAGCUCUUAAGUGGUAAUCUACUACAGUCAGAUAGCUCUACACUCACAGCGCAGGGCUGCUUCUUCAUUUGCUUGCAUCGCUGAGACAUCAUUGCUCGGGCAGGACAGACAAGAACCAUAUGCACCCUUCAUGAUGAAAGUGUCGAACAAGGCCUAGCGUAUGCGAUCGGACUUUGCAAUAUGUCACAAACUACAGCUGUAACCCCACCGAUCCGCUUGGCCGGGACGCGCGCGCGUUCACGUCCUGGCAGCAGCCCUGGCGCAUGUGCAUUCUCUGUACAAUGGCAGUGCUCUGCGCACAUCGCGCGCUGCGAUGCCAUCUGACGGCGCUGAAAGAACCACUCGUACCGUGCCUUCUCGCUUGCCCGGUGGGCAGCCUUUGAUGGUCGCUCGGUCGUAUAUCCUUGUGCGUGCGGUCCCCGGCCUGCCUCGUCUUCCUGUCUAUACCGCAUCUCUUGACACUCAUGGCGAGCGAGUCCAGGUCGAGCACAAAGUCAGACGUUGAGCUCACGACCAAAGAUGCGAGUAUAAGCCAAAACGUCUCCAAGGAUCUACGCUUCGCCCUCGUGUUCGUCGCCAUCUGUGCCUCGCUCUUCCUUUCCGCCCUCGAAUAUACAGCUGUGGCGACGACACUGCCCACGAUCGUCCAUGACUUGAAUGGCCAAGACUUUGUCUGGAUCGCCUCGGCAUACGCCUUGGCCGCCACAGCUUUACUUCCGACGUCAGGCGGAUUGGCAGAGAUAUUCGGGCGUCGCAUCAUGAUGCUGGGCGCGCUAGCUGUCUUUGCUCUAGGAAGUGCUCUUUGUGGUGCGGCAAAGACGAUGAACUGGCUUAUUGCCGCUAGAACUGUGCAGGGUGCGGGAGGUGGAGCCAUCAUGUCUAUAACCAGCAUCAUCGUCUCCGACCUUGUACCCCUGCGAGAACGUGCCAUGUACAAUGCACUCAUCGGACUGACUUGGGGUGUAGCGUCGGCGAUAGGCCCGCUUGUCGGCGGUGCCCUUGCCAACGGCGGAAAAUGGAGGUGGCUCUUCUACCUCAACCUCCCGAUAUCCGGCGUAGCGGCAGCAUUGGUGUUCUUUUUUCUCCAUUUGAAGACGCCCGAGGGCACUUUUCGCGAGAAGAUCUCGCGGAUGGAUUGGGUUGGCAACUUUCUUAUCGUUACCAGCUCUACAGCGACGGUCCUCGGCCUUACAUGGGGCGGUGUCCAGUUCGCAUGGACAUCCGCACAGGUCCUUGUUCCGCUCAUCCUCGGCUUGAUUGGAAUCGUCAUGUUCUUGAUCUACGAAGCCUUCGUACCGGUGAAUCCAAUUAUUCCAUUCUCGUUACUAUCCAACCGCACCAGUUUCAGUGGAUACCUCCAGACGUUCUUGGCUCCUAUCGUAAACAGCGCUAUUGUCUGGUUCAUGGCGACGUACUUCCAAGCCUGCCGGGACGCCUCACCCAUCCGCUCCGCGGUUGACUCUCUCGGCCUGUGCCUGUCUAUUGGACCAGCCCUUAUCGUCAGUGGCAUUGUCAUCGCCGCGACCAAGACGUAUCGCGUGCAGCUCGUCGUCGGCUGGAUCUUCUACAUGGUUGCGACCGGCGCGCUCUCGACGCUCACCGCGGACAGCUCGACGGCGCACGGCGUCGGCUUCCUCAUCCUCAUGGGUAUCGGCAGUGGCAUCCUCUUUUCUGCGACGUACUUCCCGGUGCUCGCACCGCUGCCCGUCUCGGAGAACGCCCACGCACUCGCGCUCUUCGCAUUCUUCCGCUCAUUUGCCGGUGUCUGGGGCGUGACGAUCGGGACCGCAGUGCUGCAGACGCAGCUCACGCAUCGUCUCCCUGCGGCCUUCCUCGCACAGUUCCCGGGCGGCGUCUCGCUCGCGUACGCCGCGAUCCCUGCCAUCCGCACGCUGGACGAGCCGCUCAAGCAAGAGGUGCGCGUUGCGUUCGCGCAGAGCCUCCGCGUCGUCUGGGAGGUCUCGAUCGGCAUCGCGGGCCUCGGCCUCCUCUCGACCCUACUCAUGAAGGGCCUCCCGCUGCACACACAGAUCGACGAGAAGUGGGCGCUUGAGGAAGCAAAUGCCCCGCGGCCCGUCGAUGUCGAGCUCGAGCAGACGUCCGAACUCCCCCGGCUGUGAGCUCCCCCUCCGAUGUGAGCGCUAUGCUUUCGUCAUGUUUCCGGGAUGGACAGUGUCGGACUUUUAGUAAGCCCGAAGUACAUGUUUGAAAAUGUGCGUUUUUGUAGGCGGCGUUUACGUGCAGAUGUACUCGUCGAAACGUAUCAUUAUGGGCGGUAGUGUACAAACAAAUUUGUAAUGGCUGUGGUACCGCAAUACGGCGUCCGUGUAAAGUAUCAUAUUGGAUCCUCUACCGGCUCCUGCAUUUUGAUCCACAGCGCACCCUGCGAG
This is a messenger RNA of Phanerochaete carnosa HHB-10118-sp, 2998 nucleotides long. RefSeq lists its product as uncharacterized. Lineage: Eukaryota; Fungi; Basidiomycota; Agaricomycetes; Polyporales; Phanerochaetaceae. Gene Ontology annotation, molecular function: transmembrane transporter activity. Gene Ontology annotation, biological process: transmembrane transport. The coding region runs from base 1073 to 2728 and encodes 551 amino acids. Gene Ontology annotation, cellular component: membrane. The record is from RefSeq and is a predicted model, not a curated record. The transcript has 12 exons.